This is a messenger RNA of Penaeus chinensis, 2692 nucleotides long. RefSeq names its product collectin-12-like. The transcript has 8 exons. The record is from RefSeq and is a predicted model, not a curated record. The coding region runs from base 358 to 2352 and encodes 664 amino acids. NCBI's taxonomy places the organism in Eukaryota, Metazoa, Arthropoda, Malacostraca, Decapoda, Penaeidae.
UGGCCCUUGAGUGCCACGGCGGCCGGCAAAGGGGUCGCGCUCGCAGACUCUGCAGCUCCUCGACCUCAGUCUCUUGGCUCGCUGACUUGGCUGAAGGAACUUCUUUUCUCGCUCUCUUUUGCAUUUUUUUCGCAAUCGCACCGAGCGUACUGUUGUUUGUAAUUCUUCUUGACAGUACAAAUAGAAGACAUUUAGAACGAAGAAAUAUAAGAAAGUUUAGACAUGAUUUGAAGUGACAGAGAAACAAAAAAGACACACGUCGGAAGAACAAAGUGGCAAGGAGUCACAGUGAUCUACAUACAUCGUGAAAUCGUCGAAAUUAAAAGUAGUCGGCAAAGAACAAGACAUUAAUGCAAGAUGGCGACAUUCCCUGAAAAGAAGACAAGCCAUUCGACGCAACGCCAGUCUUGGUGGAUAAGCCUGGCUGUAGUGAUUUUCGUCAGCCUGCCUGCAACGCCCAGCGCACAAGGCUUACAAGACUUUUCGCAGCUCCGGGCCACCGUCAGCAGCCACACGCAGUCGCUACUCAAUCUGCGCGAAUAUCAGACUUUAACCGACAAGAUAUGGCAAUGGUACCAAGAUAUUCAGAAAGGCAAAGAGAAGGAUCUGGUCCCGAGCAGCAGCAACGCCGGUCAUUCUCGACUCCCGGAAGCGAGUGCCCAACAUCAGGACCUUCAAGAACAGCUGCUUUCCUUGCAGAAACAGUUCGAAGCGCGUUUCGACUCCCAGAAGUUCGAAACACAGCUUCUCAAAGAGGAACUCGAGUCUCAGAAACUCAUAGCCCGACGACUCCGACACGACCUCAUCACGCAGAAGGAGGUCGUGGCCCGUUUGGAGGACGACUUCUCCAAGAGUACGUGGCGCCUGGAAGAGCAGCUGGGAGAGGUGUCGGGGCAGCUGGAGCGCGAAAGAAAUGCUACUCAGACGCUCAGGCACCGGCUGAACACGGCCGUCGCGGAGAGGUUGACGACCGAAGCGAGGGCCACCGCGGAGCUGGACGAGAAGGUGGGUCAAGAAGGGUCACGCGAUAAACUUGGAGAUCUGUUGAUGUUCGUAAAGAAUGUUGUCGUGAGUGCCAACCGGAGCCUGGAUGACCUGCAUGCUGAGGUCAAGAGGUUGAGAGACGACCAGAUAAAAACACUGGCAUCAGAUAUGGCAUCACUGUUCGCUAAACACGAGGGCGAUAGUCGCACUCUGAACGUGCACCUGAGAGAUCUGAAGCAGGAAGUCCGAGCGUUGAAUCAGAGCUCCUCCAGCGGUAACGAGGAGCAGCUGGAGCGUCGACUGGGUUCGUUCGACCAGAGAAUAACCAACCUGAGUACGCUGGACGCGCGUCUGGCCGGGCAGGUGAGCAGGCUCGAUGGAAGAACGCAGGGACUUCAGAGUUCGGUGGACGACGCGAGACGGCGCUUGGACGACAUGGACACGGCUGUGUUCGGCCUCAGACAGGCGGGUAACGUGGCCGAAGAGCUCGCUAGGCUGCGGGAAUCGGACCGGAAUCUGGAGGGCCGGCUCAACGUCGCUCUCCAGGACUUUAAGAGGAGAAUUACGUAUCUGGAGCAGCGCGCAGAGAGGGCGGACGUCGGGGAAAUCAGCGAGGCUUGGCGCCCCGCUGAUGUCACGGCAUACGCCGGGGCGCAAGGUUACUCCUGGGCGGGAGCAUCCGCGAAUGACUACUACGGAGCACGGGUCUUGUCGGGCACCACUGGCGCUCCUGGGGCCAGAGGGAACCCAGGGACUCCGGGAGAAAGAGGAGCUCCCGGGGAAAGAGGAGCUCCAGGGGAAAGGGGGGCUCCGGGGAGACCGGGAGAUGCAGGAAACAGAGGCAACGCUGGAGCCCCCGGUGGAAGGGGAGCGCAAGGACCACGCGGGGCUCCAGGCGGAAGAGGAGCUCCAGGUGAGAGAGGGGCUCCAGGCGGCAGGGGAGCCCCAGGAGAGAGGGGCGCUCCAGGGGACAGAGGUGCUCCAGGUGAGAGAGGGGCUCCAGGCGGCAGAGGAGCCCCGGGCGAGAGGGGCGCUCCAGGGGACAGAGGAGCUCCUGGAGGCAGAGGAGCCCCUGGUGGCCAAGGCGCCCCUGGAGGCAGAGGAGCCCCUGGUGGCCAAGGCGCCCCUGGUGGCCAAGGCGCCCCUGGUGGCCAAGGCGCCCCUGGUGAGCCAGGGGCGUCCGGAGAGUCGGGCUGGAGAGGCAUUCCGGGGACGGCGGGCCGGCCCGGCGCGCGAGGCAGGCAGGGCGCGCGUGGGAGAACGGGUUCCCGAGGGUCGCUGGGAGCCCGGGGGAGUCAAGGAGCCGCGGGGGAGCCAGGAUAUCCAGGUUCCCCAGGGGAGAGGGGCUACCCUGGGCCUGCUGGCUAACGCGCUAAGGUGACACCCAGCUCCUUGGCCACACUGCCUGCGUCGUGUCCUAAUUUGUGUGAUGUCCUAGUCUACAUGGUGUCCUGAUAUGCGUGAUGUCUUGUCUGUGUGAUGCUCUAAGCUGAGCGAUGUUAGUCUGCGAUGUCCUUACCUGUGUGAUGUACUAGUCUGCGGGAUGUCCUGAUUUGUGUGAUGUCCUUAUCAAUGUGAUGCCCUGAUAUGCCUGAUGUCUUGGUCUGAGUGAUGUCAUUUUCUAUGUAAUGUCCUAGUCUUUGUGAUGUCCGAAUCCAACGAGUUAUGUGAACAUGCUCUGUAAAUAAGUGAAGUCCUUAUUAAUGUA